AUGGGGAUUUUGGAGUUAUGCGCCCGCGCCAAGCAUCUCAAGUCUCUACUUUCUUCCUCCUCAUCUCUUGCUCUUCUUCGUCCACCUUAUGCAGCCCUACGCCAUGGCCCCUCCGAAACCCUGGUCCACUUUGCUCACCCCUGCCGUGGCCUCUCCUCUCUUGCAGGAGGGUCUGAAACCACUCGCGCCUUGCCCUGCCGAAAAGUACAGGAGAGCCAUAUCUCAGAGAAGCAAAGCCUGUUCAUCCCGGUCAAGGCUUAUUUCCUUUGUACUAGGAUUGAUUUGAAGAGCUUGCAGACUCGGAACUUGUCCAAUGUUGUUAUGCCUCAUAUCACCUCGGAAUACAUCAUUCUCCGAUACUAUGAUGUUGAAAUCGAUGCUGAAUUUAUGAAGACUGAUUUUGCAAGUGAAAGUUCUUGUCAUUAUAUGUUGGUGUUUCAUUAUGGUUCAGUUGUAUUAUUUAAUGUUUCUGACCCUGAAGUUGAUAAUUAUCUCAAGAUUGUUGUAGAACAUGCUUCAGGCUUGCUGCCAGAAAUGAGAAAGAAUGGUUGAUGGAAUGAUGGCAGAGUUUGCAAAAAUCAGUCAUAGCAUGAAGAAGACUGGGAACUUGUAGAAUGAAAAUAAAACAACUUUUUCAAUUAGCGUGGAAAUUAAAUUCUGAUGUGCAUGCGGUCAUUCUUCUUAAACUAGGGAUUUUUGAGAGGUUAAUAUUCCAAUGAGUCAUGAUCGUUGGUUGGAGUACAUAAUCAUUUGUUUGAUUGCAUUAGAUAUCCUCAUUAUGCUCAUUAAGGGUGUGAUUUUACAUCAUGAGCCUGAAGAGUAAUUGAAAUGUACCCUAAACAAUGUUAAUUUAAAUUUGUUACUGGGAAAGUUUGAAAAAAGUUCUAGUCAUUUUUCAUUU
Zingiber officinale is the source of this 901-nucleotide messenger RNA. Its product is annotated as protein RETARDED ROOT GROWTH, mitochondrial-like. Bases 1 to 552 code for a protein of 183 amino acids. Lineage: Eukaryota; Viridiplantae; Streptophyta; Magnoliopsida; Zingiberales; Zingiberaceae. The record is from RefSeq and is a predicted model, not a curated record. The transcript has 6 exons.